CUGUGGAGUCUGGAUAAGCAACUGUUUACAUACAGCCAGCUAUGGUCUCCCAGGAAGGAACUUUCUCUGUUGUGUACAGAAGUCUGGGAAAAGACCUGAUGAAACUGCAUGCGAGGAAGAAACAGGUCUAACUAAAUGUGCAUCUAUACUUUUUUUAAAGCAAGGAACCACAAAGGGUAGGUCCCAAGGAAGUUGCAUUGCUUGCUGCACCUGUCACGGGGGCUGUACCUUCUUCUCUCAUUUAUCUCCAUUUACAGCCUUGAACACUGAGGCCUUCGGCUUUGGCUGAAAACCGAGGCCAAGGGUGCCCAGACAGUGAGUUAAGGAGGCCCAAGCCGAAUUUUGCUGGAAGUGCUCCAGUAUAAAGCCUCUCUCAGAACCAGCCGCCACCAAGACGUCUUGAAGUCAAAGUAACUCACACCCUUGUCCACCUCGCCCUGCAAUGAAGAAACUUCGGUCGCACAAGCUCCAUAACUCAUCUUGGCGUGGGCUGUGACUUACUGGGGGAUGGGCCUCCUUUUCGUUCUAGCUACUAAGUGGAGCGGAGUGCCAGGUGGUGUCAGAGGGCGGGGCGGCCCCUCCAAUGGUGGCACCCUCAACCACGGAUAAGGUUCCAAUUAGGUAAGGACGCAAGCAAUGCUGUCGUUUCGGUUGACGCUCCUUUCAUUCCUUGGAAGUGGUCAGUGUCACAAAACGAAUUUUCAUUCGCUCUAAGCAGUCACACCAGCCCUGCUAACCGGAUGGUCGGAGCCCCGUGCUUUCGCCGGACGCCCUCUUGGAACCUUCAGGCCACCCUGAGGAUGGACAGUCGGGUGCCCGCCCUCCUCCCCUACCGUCGCGGGCCUGCGCCCCCCACCCCGGACCGCGACUCGGGCGCUCUAGCGGCGCGUGCGGGCGCCCCUGGGUGCGAGCCACCGACUCACGAGCCGCUGCUUGUUACUCCCGCCGCCGCGACCUGGGGAAGCGAAAAUGAAAUUGACUUUUCCGAGAAAUGAUGAAAGCGGCGCUGCCCGCCAAUGAGCUGCGGCGGCGAACUUCCGCACCUCCCGGCCGGGCGCUCGCGCCCUCCCUCCGCCUCCACCUCCUGGUUGCACAAGCUUGAAACAAACACUGGGGAGGAAGGGCGGAGGGAGGAGGGCGGAGAGGGGAGGCGAGGGAGGGAGCGCGGCCGGAGGAGGGCGGGGGGUGGGGGGAUUUCCAGCCGCGGCUCUUCGCAGUUUCCUCUCCUUGUUUUGCUUUCGAUCUGGACUGUUCUCAGGCAAGCCGGGGAGUAACUUUUAGUUUUGCUCCUGCGAUUAUUCAACUGACGGGCUUUCAUUUCCAUUUCACACACCCUAGCAACACUUACACCUUGCGGAAUUGUAUUGGUAGCGUGAAAAAAGCACACUGAGAGACGGAAAAUGCCGGGGUUCAUAAAUAUUAAUACCGAUUUUUGGAGGAACAGUCGGCGCAAUUAUGGAUCGUCUGAUUUUAGGGGAAGCAGGUUCUGCUGCUGUUGCUGCUGCUACUGGGGCUGCUGAGGCUGCGAGGAGGAGGAGGAGGAGAUGCGGAGAGGUGGCUCCAUCCACACAGACGUGCUGUGUGUGCUUCUGCGCCCCAGGUGUUGUGUGUGGGGGUGCAGGUCCGCUGGAGUCGGGCCUCAUUUAAAACAAAAUUGUGUGUAUGUGCGUGUUUGUGUGUGCGCGCGUGUGUGUGCAGCCACCGCCGCCAGCGGAUCCGAAGGAGGGGAGCGGGUCCUUCUCGGUGCCCGCGGCGGCGUCUCUCCAGGCUGCCUCCAGCGUAAAUAAGCAGGCACCGCCGCCCGCCCCGGCCGGGAGGAGCGCCUCCAGCCACGGCCAGAGGAAACUUGCCGGGGCGCCCCGCGGCGGUCCCGGGGCUCGCCUGCCUGCCGGGCUCGGAGUCGGGUCGCGGGCGUCGGGUGCCAGCGGCCGGGACGGGAGGGCGGGCUCCGAGCCGGGCCGGGCGCCGGGCCUGGCCGACGCGCCUUGCUUCCUGGGGGCUGGGCCGCCGCCGCCGCCGCUCGGAAGGGACGCCGCGUCCUCCUUCCCGCCGGCCAGCGCCCGGUCGGGCCCUGGGGCUUUGUCAUUGCACUUGUCCCGGCGCGCGAGGGGCUCGGGCGGCGCGUCCCGGGAGGGCACCGCGCCGAGGGGUCAGCCGCCCGGGCCGCGGCCUAGCGCCGUGCGCCCCCGGAUCCCCGCAGGCGCCCCCGGCCGGCCUCGCGCGCUGGGCCUGACCCGCCUCGGCUGCGGAGCGGGCGAGGUGGGGGCGGGGAGCCUCCGGGGACCGAGCGGCGCCGUGGGGGCCGGCGUCCCCUCGGGGUCCCGGGGCGCGGGCCGCGGCGGGGUGGGGACGCGAGUGCCCGCCCCGUGCCCUCCGACCCGGCUCCGGGCGCCGGGUGACAUUCGCCCGCUGGCCGAACAUGGUUGGUGCAAAGCCGCGGCGGCCGCCACUUCCUUUCCGCCUCGCCGGUAGGGCUCGCCCACCGAGUGAAGCCGGCGGCGGCCAAUCGCGGCGCCCGCCCGCUCCCAGCGGCACGGUCUGGGGGCCGGCGCCCGCCAGGGCUGGGGAAGCCGUUCCAAGUUCCAAGGGUCGCGGGUGUAACUCAUGCCCCUCCCAGCACGCGCCGGCGUCCCCCCUUGGCCCCCGGUCUGGGUGCGUUUGCCACCGUCUCCUCCUUGUUCCCUAAGAAGCGGGGGAGGGGAAGGAGGCUGGCAGCCUGGGCCGGGCGCCAGGGCCGUGGUCGGGCACCAGGUGAAACGCCCGGGUCAGUCUGUGUAGGCCGGACCCUUGGCGAUCGGCUGCGGAUGUGAUCCCGGGGACUGGCAGCCGAGGUAGCUCAGAAGAGCUAGGUGGCUUUCGCUCUUUCUAACCCGCUACUGUCUGAAACUUGGGGACCUAUUACCCGCCCCCUCCCUCUUCAACCACCUCCCUCCGGUUGCUCCUUGUCCUUGGUGUGGAAGGAGAAAACUCAGUCCUAAAUGAGGAAAAGUGGUGCUGGCAUUUCGUCUUCAGCCACCGGCCUCCCUAUGGCUGUGACUCGUCUGCUUUUGAUGAAUGGCCAGGAGGGAUGGAGGAUCGUUAGAUUUCCUGUUGUGGAUUUUCAGGAAUCACCGAGACUGCUGUCAAGCCUGCAGUCAGUUACUAGUUUUCCUAUCUACUGUAUGUUCUCUUCGAGCAGUUCAGUUUUUGGUGCUUAAGGGCAGGUGCACAAGGGGGUCUGGGGUUAGACCAGGCAGUGGAUAGCCUUGAUGCCAGGCAGAUGCGGUUAUCCCCACCAGGCCCAGAGGGUGACUCUUUAACUUCACCGCGCACAAAGAUUCAGGAUUCUCUGAUUUCCCCAACUUUCCUUUAUUCUUCUUUUAGGGGGAGAAGGGGCAAAAAUAGAAACCUAAAAAACCCUGGGAAAAGGAACCUUUUCUGAGGAAACUUCAGCAGAUGGAAUAUUUAAGACUUGAACUGGGAUCUCUAGGGGGAAGGUUGGAACAUCUAUUGAUUGAUGUGUCAAAGUCCGGAAUUUCACUGUAAUUAGUGAACGAUUAUAACUUGUAACUUUGUUGUGUAAGAAAUUACAUUUUGGUCUCUUAGAUCCAAGAGUUCUUGUCUGUUACGAUUUGUAACUGCUUGUUAAAAUUAAACAUUUACAUAUUUCAUUCUCA
This is a messenger RNA of Piliocolobus tephrosceles (Ugandan red Colobus), 3656 nucleotides long. RefSeq names its product collagen alpha-1(I) chain-like. Lineage: Eukaryota; Metazoa; Chordata; Mammalia; Primates; Cercopithecidae. Bases 1663 to 2472 code for a protein of 269 amino acids. The transcript is spliced from 4 exons. The record is from RefSeq and is a predicted model, not a curated record.